UGCCUCGCUGUGCCCCAGAGUCACAGGUGUCCUGUCCAGCAUGGCCAAGCGCCCGCUGCUGCUGCUGCUGCUAACUGUGUGGGUGCUGGCUGGGGAGCUGUGGCUGACGUCUGAGGCCCGAGCAUCGCCAUACGGGGUGAAGCUCUGCGGCAGGGAAUUCAUCCGGGCAGUCAUCUUCACCUGCGGGGGCUCCCGGUGGAGACGGUUGGACAUCCUGGCCUCUGAAGCUACAGAUGCAGACUCGGACACAGACAGUGAGGGGGAUGAGGCAGUAGCCUCCAGCGAGUGGUUGGCCCGGACCAAGAACCCCCUGGCUUUCUAUGGGAGCGAACCCGGCUGGCAGGGAGCUCCGGGGGCUCUGCGCGGUGGCCGCGAUGUCGUGGCAGGUCUCUCCAGCAGCUGCUGCAAGUGGGGGUGCAGUAAGAGUGACAUCAGCAGCCUCUGCUAGACCAGAGACCGGGCGGCCAGGGGCCCUGGGUCCAGCAGGGCACCCACCUCUGGCCUCUCAUGCAUUCAUUCAUCAGCAAGUCAGGUCAGGUGCUUGCACUUGGACACAGUCACCCCUAAAUGACCCUGACCUUUGACCAGCCUAUCCUGACCCUGAGCAAACUGCACCUACCUGGCCAAAUGGGAACCUCUGACCCUGACCCCUGACCUCUCCCCAGGCCAUAUCACCUCUUUGCCUAGCCUGCACUGUUCUCUGCUGCUGUGGUGCCCCGACUCUACCCCAACCGAUCUACCCCCAUCCAGACCUUUGCCCACACUGAUUCUCUUGCCCCAACUGUGGCCACCGUCUCCUGACCAGAGCAAAUUAUGCUCCUGCUCCAGAUCCCAGGCGAUGCCCACUCCUUUCACCCUGCCUUCCUACCCCUCCCCGUCCACCUGCUGGAGACCCUAGAGCUGGUGGUGGGAGCCCUGGGUUCCUUCACAUCCUGGGGUGGGAGUCUGGGUGGGAGGACGGAU
This is a messenger RNA of Mustela lutreola (European mink), 963 nucleotides long. It is a transcript of the gene RLN3, whose product is annotated as relaxin 3. NCBI's taxonomy places the organism in Eukaryota, Metazoa, Chordata, Mammalia, Carnivora, Mustelidae. Gene Ontology annotation, cellular component: extracellular region. Bases 41 to 448 code for a protein of 135 amino acids. Gene Ontology annotation, molecular function: hormone activity. The transcript is spliced from 2 exons. The record is from RefSeq and is a predicted model, not a curated record.